UCUCUUCAUCUCUUCCCUCGCGCUCUCUCUCUUCUUUCCCUCGGCCGCGCGGCCGCGCCGCGGGGGUUCUAGAAGGUUCCGGAAGGUGUGGAGUCUCGGUGCCCUCGUCGCUCGCCUCCUUCCUCCAGGCGUCCGCCGCCGCCGGCAUACUUGAGGUGUUCGCCUAAAUAAUUAGGAGAAAUAGAAUGGAUUCUUCCGCCGGUGAUCCUGGCGAUGGCGUUCCGUCCAAAAGGGCGAGGACGGAGAGGGAUCCCUACAGAGUCGAGACGAUGGAAUUUUUGGUACUUGUCAAGUCAGAGCUUCCUGACGACGUAUACAGCCAUUUCGUCCGAUCUAUGAUCAAGAUAAGGAGGCAGAGGAACAUGUCGAUUGAAAAAUGCAAAGAAAUUAUUCUCGAGAUAUUGGACGGCCAACCUGAAGCCAUACAGGUCUUCGAGCACUUCAUCCAAGGAUAUAGCCCUUGCAGAGCAAAGAUGCGUAGCAAGGCACACAAUUUCGUUGAGAGAGUGAAGGCAUGUCCUGAUAUCAGCCGCGAAGAUUUCCAUGCUUUGCUGAACGUUCUUGCUAAAUAUUAUAAGAACGAAAUCAAGACCAGCGAAGAAGUUCUCGAAAAGGUUGAGAGAAUCAUAGGUAACUAUCCCGAGUUCCUAGAAGAGUUCAAAAUUUUUGUGCCUCACCACCUAAGGGCUCAUCUGCCAAAUGAGAAAUCUUGCACAAGUCCAAAGAGUAGUCGAGUCAGCGAGACGUUUGUGAGUUUUACUCUAGAUGCUAUGAAUAAAUUGGAUGGUCUCCGAGUAAAAGCAACCAAUGGAAGAAACCAAGCGACUCCAUUGAAGUAUACUCAGGACCAAAACCAAAACCAUGAAGGCAGAGGUUAUAGUUUGAGGCAUAAACAAACUAAGAGAACCACUGGCCUGAUUGAAAAUCCUAGAAAGCAAGGUGAUGACAAAUCACCUCAUGCAGAAGAUGAUGAGGAACACAAGGCUGAACCUUUGCUUCAGUGGAGUACCUCACGAGAAAACGAAUUACCCCUAAAAGUGGAUCCUAGUAAUUGCAAGCAUUGCACUCCUAGCUAUUGCCUGCUACCAAAGAAUUGUGUGACUCUCCAGUCAAGCUACCAAACUGAACUUGGAAGGUCUAUUUUAAAUGAUUCUUUGGUUUCUGUUACAUCUGGACGUGAGGAUUGCUACAAGUUCAGAACUAAAAAUCAAUAUGAAGAAAACAUGUUUAAGUGUGAAGAUGACUUGUUUGAGAGUGACAUGCUAUUGCAGAGGUUUAGAGCAACUGCUGACUUUAUUGAGGAUCUUCAAUAUCGGUUUGGCAGCAAUGUGAAAAUUCAAGAACACCUAACUCCUCUACAUAAGAGGUGCAUUGAACAGCUAUAUGAUGAUUCUGGCAUUGACAUGCUUGAUGCUUUGUCAGAAUCUGAGAACACCAGUUCUGCUCUUGCUGUUAUACUUUCUCGUCUAAAUCAGAAGAUAGGAGAUUUCUCCGAGGCACGAUUAUCCUUGAAUAAAAUGUGCCCAGAUACUGUUGCCAAUAAUUACUACAGAUCACUUGAUCAUUGUAGUCCCUCCUUCAAACAACUAGACAUGGAAAGGAUGAGCCCAAAAGCUUUGCUGGCAGAAGACAAACAAAUCAGUCGGAUCAAAUCUCAUACUGAUAUUCACAUUCAUGAGGACGUAGGCGUUAUCAUUAACUAUGCAUAUAGUAGAAGUUGUUCUACUGAAGAUAAGCCAAUGAUGAAUUGGACAAAGUUAGUAAAGGCAUUUGUUUCUGUGAAGUUUCAAUGGCCAGACUUGAAGGAUACAGUUUCUCGCAGAAACGUUUGUGAACAUUGUGGGAUGAGCAGAGAUUUUCUCAAUAAUAUUCCUGUUGCUGUGCUUACUAAUGAGUUUGUUUUUUCUUCAAAGGAAGUGGAAAGUCUAAGAGCCAAGUCCAAUGAGUCUACUUCUUCGCUUGAUCAUUUUGACGCGGAGGUUGAGGAGGGUGAGUUCAUACCAGAUGUAGAAAAUAUACAGUUGCGUGUUCGAUGUUUGCCUACCAAUAAUUCUAUGCAUAGUACCUAUGGACAUUGGAGUGGAUCUGAAGAGCAUAAAUCAUCAAGAGAUGACUCCAACAAUGAGGUUGGAAGUUCAGAAUAUUUUGGAAGAACAUCUAAAGAAUGUGAUGCAAACAGAGGAAUAUCUUGUUGCACUCUGGCUGUGCUCUGCCGGCUUCUCCAGGUUAUGUACGAGAGACUACUAGUAGCUAAGAAUCUUUCAGAAGGAGCAAGCACCCAUGAUUCAUAUGCACAUUUCAAGGAGAAACUCUGCAGCCUGAUUGAUGGGUCUACUGACAAUUGGAACUUUGAGCAGCACUGCUUGAAAUUUCUUGGGCCCAACUCCUACGUACUAUUUACUUUGGAUAAGCUUAUCGAUCGUGUUAUCAAGCAGAUUUGCAAGAUAUAUCCAAGCCGUGAAGACAGCUCUGUCCUUCAGCGGCAAGAGAGGUCAAGAAGAACAUUUAACAUUUUGAAAGACCCAGCUUUGCCGGCAAGAAGAACAAACUCGUCCAAAGAGCUGUUGCAUCAUCAAAAUGCAAGAGGCACAUCAAUUGAGUUGCCGAAGCAAGGUCGUGAGGAAGCAAAAGGAGGUUGUGAGUCCCAUGGUGACACUGGAAAAAUGAAACAGAACCAUUUUCAGAGAAGGAAAAAACGCGCUUUGGAGAACGGUCCACCGAGUUUUUCUCAGCCUGGCUCAGGGAAUCAAGCUCAUAAUUGAACAUGUAGUUAUAUGCAGCCCUGCAGAAGGCUAUAGAUUUGCAAGGAUCUUUCAACACAAAAUGUGCACGGCACAACAGCUAUUUGAGGAUAUCUGGAGGGAAGCAGAAAUUUUCAUGGAGAAGCAGGACACAGCAUAACCAGCCCUAGGGAGAGGUUCUGCCUAGGCAGAGAGCUCUGCAACCUCCCGCUCUCCUGUAGUAACUCUCUAUCUUCUCAACCUGGGUAGCGGACUUGGCCAAAGCCCUGUAAAUUGAUCCUUUUGGGCUAGUUCUCCAAACCCUGUAACUUUGUAAAUCUGUACAUACACCCCCCCCCCCCCCCCUCUAUAGAUCUAGUGAAUGUACAUGGCGUGAUGUAUUGUGACACAUAAAUUAUUUCAGAAAAAUAAAAAGCAGAUGCCUCUAAGUUUUCAUA
Messenger RNA from Oryza sativa Japonica Group (Japanese rice), 3178 nucleotides. RefSeq names its product paired amphipathic helix protein Sin3-like 6. Lineage: Eukaryota; Viridiplantae; Streptophyta; Magnoliopsida; Poales; Poaceae. The record is from RefSeq and is a predicted model, not a curated record. Gene Ontology annotation, cellular component: chromatin; histone deacetylase complex. Gene Ontology annotation, molecular function: transcription corepressor activity. Gene Ontology annotation, biological process: negative regulation of transcription by RNA polymerase II.